Notodromas monacha is the source of this 5676-nucleotide messenger RNA. Lineage: Eukaryota; Metazoa; Arthropoda; Ostracoda; Podocopida; Cyprididae. The record is from the annotation of a GenBank genome assembly.
CCGAAAGAAGGAGAUAAUUCCGUGUCUGACACGGGUAUCAGGGCUUUAGGAGCAAUCGUUGCUCAUGGUGUCGGCCUAUUUUCUGAUGGUGUUAACGAUGAAAACGGAAUUUUGCGGAAAGUGGCAAAAUUCUUUGUGACGAGGCAUGACAUUCCGUCGUUGCGAACAGCAUCCGAAGUCACGGGGGUCUUGCUUAAGAGUCUGUCGAAAAUGAAGACCAGUGAUUGGAAUGGAACCAUCGGAAAUGUCGUACGAUCCUUUAUUGACUGUAUCAUUGGGCAUGUUGAAAAGCUGGCCAAGGAUUCAGUUCGUUUCAUUCGAUGCGCUCAGAACAUCCAUUUACAUUUCCCUACGAUUGCGGGGAGGUUCUUGAAUCAGUUGACGUUCAUUCUGCCAUCAUUGGAUGUCGAUUCGAAAGCGACUUGCCUUGACUUGAUUGCUACGGGCAUUGAUGUCCAGUCGACUUAUUCCAAUGCCGGGGAAUUGGACAAAUACUUUUUGGGGAAGACUGUCGAGGCGGACAGUCUCAUAAAAGACAAUCCCUCGGCUUUUGCCUGGUCUAUUAAGCUGCAAGAUACCAUGAAGCUUAGAUCCGAACUUUUCUUGGCUGCAUUGCGUCGCGGUGUUGCAGACUCUGACUCGUUCCUUCGACACAAGUGUCUUUCCUUUUGGUCAGACAAAGCGGAUCAAUUCCACUCCAUCGCCGGUCGACUCAUCGACGUCCUGCUCGCCAUUCACGCUGCGGAAACCGAGUCCCGUCUUUUACCCAACGUACUUUACCUCGUCCUGCAAACCACGGCCCAGAGUCCCGACUAUGAAAGGUCGCCAUUUCCUCGUCCGCUGCUGAAUGACGCCGAAUAUACGCCGUAUGCCGUGGUGGCGACUGCGCGAAGAAUGCGUGGCUCAGCGAAGCCUUUGUUUGCUUCUGUGGGAAGACUGAGUAGUCGAUUGGGUGGUUCUCAGGCGAGUGUGUUUGAGGCGACGGUGAUGAGGAGUAUUAGAAGCGGAAGUGUGGGUGAAAAACGAGGAGGCGGAGAAAUGGUUCCUUCGGGCAGUGUGAAUGGGCAUUUUGAUAUCACGCCCACGCAGGCUGAUGGAGGGAUGGAUUGGGUCACUCAGCAAACGUUUGAGAAUCCGUCAUUUGAUGGCAGUCAGCUUCCAUCCUAUUUAACGCCGGCAUCUCGGCGUAAAACUGUCAAACGUACCCAUGAUGUGGCUUUCAAAUUGCCUAAAGCCCCCGGAAGUAGCGAUGGUAACACGGGAAAUGACAGUUUCAAGCUCAUCAAGCGGAGGUUUGUCAAAUCCGAAGACGUCGCCGAUCGUUCUCUUGUCUUCAAGAAAAUGGAAGAACGUCGAAAGGUGAAGGAAGAGCGAGAAUCGGAGCUGAAACGUAUUCAGCGUGUUGAGGAAGUGCAUUUACUAAAAAAUUACGCAGCUGGACCUGUGCCGGACAUUCAAAUGCCUUACAAGGAUCUCGUCAGACCUUUGCAAGCAUUGGCCGAGGCGAGGGUUGACCUCGUUCUGAAAUCGUCCACAUUACCGCAUGCUCCAGUUGUUGCAUCAAUCUGUGACGUUUUAUGGUCCGUUAAUGGAAAAAUAGACGUGGUCUCCGGACAGCUAGUGCGAUGCUCAAAUAGCACUGGAGAACAGUUCGCUGCUGCAGCUGCACUUGAAGAAGCAUUAUACGACAGCUUGAAAGAGCCGGAAGUUUGCAAAGGAAUCCUGAAUAUGAUCAAAGUCACAGAUAAAUUUUCCGACGCGGUUCAAUCGGCUCUCGCAAAAAACUUCGCCGAUUUCAAAAAAUAUCAAAAGGAAAUUUUGCAAGGAAAAGGUUUGGUAACGAAAGACGAAGCCGGGGUUUUGAGCAGUUUCUCUGAUCACUUGGAUGGAGUUGUGGCAAAAACACUUUUCUCGGCCAUCAUCAGUGGAAUCGCCAGAGAAACGAAAAUGAAAGACUUUUUGAAAAAAUUUGGCGCAGGGGUUGACCUCGUUCUGAAAUCGUCCACAUUACCGCAUGCUCCAGUUGUUGCAUCAAUCUGUGACGUUUUAUGGUCCGUUAAUGGAAAAAUAGACGUGGACUCCGGACAGCUAGUGCGAUGCUCAAAUAGCACUGGAGAACAGUUCGCUGCUGCAGCUGCACUUGAAGAAGCGUUGAUCUCAAAGUUGCCUAUUUCGUGGCAUUUCAAGGAAUACGACUUCGAGAUAGAUUCUCCGAAGACGAAGACGGGAAAGCUGAUCUGGCUCUGUCUACUGGAGCUGCGCCAAGUUAGCCGUCUCGCAAAAAACUUCGCCGAUUUCAAAAAAUAUCAAAAGGAAAUUUUGCAAGGAAAAGGUUUGGUAACGAAAGACGAAGCCGGGGUUUUGAGCAGUUUCUCUGAUCACUGCGCUGUAACCACCGGGAGUGUUGCCGGUCUCUGCAAGUCCAGAGGGAAUAAUUUGAAUUGGGUCUGGGACGUCCCCGAGUUUCUGGAUAGAUAUCUCCCGAUGCUGUUCAGGACGUCGCUGAAAAAAGUCUUACUGCAGGACGGUCCCGAGAGUAAAUUAAUCGGUGAAUUCAAGAUAUUGUUCGAUUUCGUGAAAGAUGCGGAAAAUGGGCCAGAUUCGAGCGAAAGAAGAGAAAUUCUCGAAGUGGGUUUCGCAUUCGAAAUGGCGCUGAUUGAGUUCAAGCACAAAAAUUUUGUGGUUGCCCGAAGAUUGAUUGACAAACGAGCUCUUGGAGGAUUGGCGGCUCAAUGGGCGGUUGCUACCAGCGAUCGAAGAGAACGAAUCCUGGAUCUUCACCGACUGGUCGAUUUAAAAACUAUAUUGGAGAUUUGCACCGAGCCAGAUUGGAAGCAGUUGUCGCUGUACAAAUCCCUUUUGUUGUUCUACGUCAAGCACGUGGAGAAAACUUUCCCGAAAAAGUUGGAUGAUGAAGCUAAAAAGGCAAAGUUUCGUUUGGCAUUCCAAGUGGCGAAAGUUGCUGGGGAUGGCAGAAACAUGGAGGACUUUGAGAAAUGGCGCAGGCGAGCCGAAGACUUCGCUCGAGGUUCCGCUGAAAAGGCUGAAGUACGGCUGCUAGAAAUCAAGCGGAAGUUGUCCGAUUCUGAACUUCUGCCGAGUGAUGAAGAUGCUUUUAAAAAAGCUGUGGAUUCUUGGAUUUCGUGGGAUAAUGUUCCUGAUGACUCGAUGUAUUGGGAUUACCGUGCAUUUGUGGCACAGUUCGUUGCUUCAAAAAUACUCACAAAAGAGGAAGUUUUUGCUGCGUUUGCCGAAGAUUGGUGGCGAAAUGUCGGGGAUGCUUUUGGAUUCACCGAUACGUCGAGCCCCCGAAAAAUUCUGGAUGGUUUGUUACUUUGUUCCUGGCAGCAACUGAAAAAGUGUGUCGACGAGAAGCCGGAUGACGUUGUAGCCUUAAUGCGACUGUUGAACUUCUGUCACGAGAACUUGACGCAAUGGCGGACAGACGAAAUUCCUCUUGCAAGAUCUGCGAUGGAAUCUUUGCUUCGAGCACUGAAAAACGAGUCGAAGGAUGCCUGGCAAAUGAUUCCUGUCGGGCUGCAGUUGCUGGUGAACCAUGCUAAUGACACUGCCGCAGUUUUCUCAGAAAAUAUUUCCGGAAUCCCGGAAUGGAUGUUCUUGCACUGGAUUCCUCAGAUGACAGGAAUGUUGAAUUUGGUGGAAUCCGCCCCACUGAGACCAUUAUUGCUGACAUUGGUGGAAAAUUAUCCGAAGGCAGUAUAUUUUCCGUUACGCUGUUCAGCCGAGUCCUGGAAAUUUCGCUGUCAGUUCAAAGAUGCCGAAUGUUACGAAUUUUGUUCAAGGCUGAUGAAAUUAGUUGCCGAUGACGUACUCGAAGACCUGGUUACUUCGCUUGGCUUCGUUUCCAGCGCUUCGGUAGUUCUGCAAGCUUUCAAAGAUAACAUCAAGCGCCUGUGGGCCACCAAAGCCAACAUCGACGAAUAUCUUCACUUGGCCGACGAUCUAGAAAAGUUUUUUUUCGGACCGUGCGAACCGCAUGAUGAAAGCGGACUCUCUUUGAGGGGACCCUACUUCGAUGUGGCAGCGAAGCGUAUGAAAGUCUCGGACAUAAUCUCCUCUGUUAUUUCAUGGAAAGACAUGAAUUCAACUGGCUUGAGUUUGGAAACGGAAAUCAAACAACUCGUGAAAGACAUCGAAAAGGCUUCAGAUAUGGAUGACUCUCGAAAAUCGCCGAUUGCACUCUCGGAAUAUUCUCCAUGGCUCGCCGGUGUUUCCUUUGUUGGGAAAGGCGUUGAAAUGCCUGGCCAAUACGUGGGGUUUGGCGCCCCUGAUGUCCAGAAUUUCGUCACGAUUUCUUCCUUUGGACCCAGGGUUGAAACGAUGACAUCACUAAGAGCACCGAAAACGGUGACGAUCCGUGGUUCGGAUGGCAACGAAACCAAAUGGCUCGUAAAAUAUGGAGAAGAUCUCCGAAUGGACGAGAGAAUCCAGAAACUUUUCGGCAUCAUGAACGAAGUUUUCGAAAUGGAAUGUCCUUUUGAUCCCGCUGGUGAUGCAUUCAGGAUUGAAACUUACGCUGUGAUUCCGCUGACGCAAACAUGGGGAAUGAUACAGUGGGUCAAGGACACAGUUUCUCUCAACGAAGCGAUUUUCAGGGCGGAUAAUAAUCGGGAAAUGUUGGUUAAUUAUCGGAGAGCUGCUGAAGGCAAAUACGGAGAAUUUUUGCGUAAAUUCGGCUCAAAAGAAGAAGACAUCAUGGUUAGAUGCAGGAACAUGUAUCUGAAGGAACCGAUGGACCCGGACAUGUGUGAAGAGUUUUUCCAGGUCCUGUCAACACUGCCUUCGUGCAUGUUGAGAGACAUGGCACGCUCGUCAGCGUCGUCGUUUUAUUUGUUGAAACGACGCUUCGCCGUCAGCUGGGCAGUGAUGUCUGUGUGUCACUGGGUGCUCGGCAUUGGAGAUAGACAUUUGGGCAAUACGCUGAUCUCGACGCGAAACGGAUCCGCUGUCGGAAUUGAUUUCGGAAGGUCAUUCGGUUACGGCGUGAUUCAUCAGUCCGUGCCAGAACUGGUUCCGUUUCGAUUGACGCCAAGGAUUCUCGGGGUUUUGGCGCCUUACGGUGUUGAAGGAAAAUUCAAAUCCACGAUGAUAUCAACCCUGACUGCGCUGAGAAAACACCAGAAAGUCCUGCUUGCCACGAUGUCGGUGUUUGUGUGGGAACCGUCUCUCGAUUGGGCCAGAAACAAUGCCAUCUUUUCGAAGGACGAAAUUGAAAGCUCGGGAGAGUCGGAAAAGGCGUGGUACCCCGAGAAAAUCAAGGGUUUCGUGCGAGAUAAAUUGAAUGGAGCCAAUCCGGCGUCCAUUACGCGGCAGGAAUUAUUGAUGGGGAAACAUAACAAGGAGAAUUGUGCCGCGUAUUGCAAAGUAUUGUUCAGGAAAAGCGCUUUGAGGAACGCUUAUCCGUCGAGUGGGCUUUCCGCAGAAGAGCAAGUCGAUUGCCUGAUAGAUCAGGCCACAGAUAUUUCUAUUUUGGCAAGGAUUUUUUCUGGAUGGAGUCCGCACGUGUGAUUGCAUUCCCUGUUGUUUUUUUGAAGCUAAUGAACAUUUCAUGAGGCGCCUCUUCAAUUUUUUUGUUUGAGAUCAUUUUGAAAUAUCUUUCUCGUGACAUUUUUUGGGGUUUUUAUUUCCCUCAAGGUUUUUUAUUAUUUUUUAAUG